UGCUGAUAUCUUGACAAAAAAUUGCUUGUCUACAGUGGAUUCAAGAUUUGAAUUUUGUAAAUUCUAAUAUUCUAUGAUAUGGUCUGGUCUCAGUUAUGAGUAAUUGAGUUUUGAAUUGAACUUUUAACACGCAUACAAGAUUUAGACCUAAGUUAUUGAGUUGUGUCAAAUCAAAUAUACUAGCUCCGCCCUGGGGCCCAAUGCAUCCAGCUGUUUAAUUUUGAUAUAUGCAAACAUACACCAAAGAUAAGACGGCCUGAAAAAAUAAUGGAAAAUUCCACUGUGACGUAAUUGUCAAGUGUUGAAUUCUUCCUAAUGUUUUCAGUAGUGUCAAUAUGAGAUUACAUACGCAAAUCCACUUUAUAGAGUAGUUGUUAGUCUGUUAAGUUAAUGGAGUAGUUGCAUUUCCAUCUCAUGUGGACUUGAUAAAAAACAGUCAAAUUCAAGAAUUUCUUCUAACUACAUUUCAGUCGAUUAUCCCAAUGGAUUCUCCUCUGUUACAUGAAUUCAAAAGGCAGGCUUCCUUCUUCCUCAAAGAGAAAAUCAAGACCGCUCGACUCGCGCUUACAGAUGUUACUCAUACUCAACUGCUGGCUGAAGAAGCUACAACUGGAGAUUUGAUUGCACCAAACAUGCAAACUAUGAGACUAAUAUCUCGUGCAGCUUUUGAAGUUGAUGAUUAUUGGAGAAUAGUUGAUAUUCUGCAUAACAGGUUGUCGAAAUUUGAUAGAAGAAAUUGGAGAUCAUCUUAUAAGGCCUUGAUGUUAUUAGAAUACCUGUUAACUCAUGGACCAGAAAGUAUUGCAGAGGAAUUUCAAAGUGAUGAAGAUGUAAUCAGACACAUGGAAGAUUUCCAAUAUGUUGAUGAAAAAGGGUUUAAUUGGGGAUCAAGCGUUAGAAACAUGUCCGAGAGGGUUAUAAAGCUAUUUGAAGACCGGAGUUUCCUGAAAAAGGAGAGGGACAGAGCGCGAAAAGUGACAGUUGGAAUAAAAGGAUUUGGGAGUUGCUGCAAACGUCCUGUUUCACGCGAAGAAAGCAUGAAAGAAGCCAUUGCCGAGAGGUACCUGAGAAGCAAUUCUGAGUUUACUGACAGCCAAAAUAAGGAGAACCAGAUCGUGGCCUCAGAUAAAGGAUUCUCUUGCAAGCAAAAAUUGGGAAAAAGUUGGAAUAUAAAAAGUGUUAUAGAUGAUACAAUUAGUGAUGCCAUGGAAUGGAAUCAACAUCCAUUUUAUGAUAAUCACAGCCGAGCUUCAUUGCUUUCCAUCUCUGGAUUAAGCAGCAAAGCAAUAUCGCGAUCAUUGGAGAAGAAAAAAGAAGUGUAGGAUAAGAAGCUCUAUUUGGUAGAAGUUGUGUUAAGUCUCUGUUUUCAUGUCAAUGGAACUUCCCUUACAACAGAGAGAUACAUAGUUCAAAGCAGAGCACUUUAGACAUAAAGAUGGAUACUGUCAAUUCAUAGUUGCUUACAAAACUUGCCAAAGUUCCCCUUCUUGUUAGGUACUUGAAUAUUUUGCCUAA
This is a messenger RNA of Solanum pennellii, 1515 nucleotides long. Its product is annotated as clathrin interactor 1-like. The transcript is spliced from 4 exons. Gene Ontology annotation, molecular function: clathrin binding; phospholipid binding. Gene Ontology annotation, biological process: endocytosis. The record is from RefSeq and is a predicted model, not a curated record. Bases 483 to 1322 code for a protein of 279 amino acids. Lineage: Eukaryota; Viridiplantae; Streptophyta; Magnoliopsida; Solanales; Solanaceae. Gene Ontology annotation, cellular component: clathrin vesicle coat; plasma membrane; endosome.